AUGAAUAACAUGACUACAGAUAAUCCAUGGAAUUUUUUAGCUAUGGCAGAAGAAAAAGUACAAGCCACGGUUUUCAAUAAUACCAGAGGUCGCAAAAAAAGUAAAAGCAAAACCGAAAAUGAUGACGAUGAUAGUCCUGAGGAAAAGCGACGUAAAUUUUUAGAACGAAAUCCAUCUAAAUGUAGACAAAAAAAGAAAGCAGCAAUGGAAGACUUAAAAAGUAAAGCAGAUAGCUUGGAGGCGGAAAAUAACACACUUAAAACUCGUGUGAAUGAACAUCGGGAAGAAUUGUUAUCACUUAAAGACCUUUUACUCAGGCACGAAAAUUGCUCUUGCAACAUUAUCCAAGAAUACAUAGUAAAAUAUUAUCAACAAUAA
This is a messenger RNA of Diversispora eburnea, 378 nucleotides long. NCBI's taxonomy places the organism in Eukaryota, Fungi, Glomeromycota, Glomeromycetes, Diversisporales, Diversisporaceae. The record is from the annotation of a GenBank genome assembly.